GCAACAUUUUCCGCUUUACCCACUGCUGCUUAUACCUCUGUUCUUCCUCCCAAACACAAGCAAAAUUUGCGUUGAAUCAAAUUAAGGAAUCAAGAUGGACAAGAGUAUGAUUGGAGAUUUGGAUUCACUUCCUGAAGCAGAUAAGCUCAGAAUGGCCGCUAUGAUUGACCAGCUCCAAGUUCGUGACAGCUUGAGAAUGUAUAAUUCCCUAGUUGAAAGAUGUUUCACGGACUGUGUAGACAGUUUCAAACGCAAAACUUUAGACAAACAGGAGGAGACUUGUGUCCGGCGAUGUGCUGAGAAGUUCUUGAAGCAUUCUAUGCGUGUAGGUCUGAGAUUUGCAGAGCUUAACCAAGGUGCACCAACACCAGACUAAGACGCUUCUGCUAUGUGCCUGCAAUUCAAUUUCUAGUUAUUGCGGGUUAAUCAACAAGGAUAAAAAGUUGAAGUUCCUUAUUUUUGAAUGUUAACAGCUCUCCUAGUCGUAAUUGGUACAGUGACAUUAUUAGAAACUUGAAUAGUAGAACUGGAUCCUGUAACUAGAUUGCAGGUCGCUUGCUGUUACGAUAGCAUUCUUUUGUUGUGGCGUUCCAGAAAAUAAUGUGGUAUUCAACUUCAUCAAGAAUAUAUAUCUGUUGCCUUUUCUGAUAUGAUGAUAAUUUUAUGAA
Messenger RNA from Solanum dulcamara, 668 nucleotides. Its product is annotated as mitochondrial import inner membrane translocase subunit Tim9. The record is from RefSeq and is a predicted model, not a curated record. Lineage: Eukaryota; Viridiplantae; Streptophyta; Magnoliopsida; Solanales; Solanaceae. The transcript is spliced from 2 exons. Bases 95 to 376 code for a protein of 93 amino acids.